CAGAGCCUUCUUCUUCCUCCUCACGCUGACCUUCUCCCUUUUCUUCCCUGCUCUACUCCUCUGCCUCCUGCACGCUGCACCAGAUCCCUUCACCUCUGCGCCCAGAUCCCGAGCCUUGCUCUGCACCAGAUCCCCUCACCUUCUGCGCCCAGAUCCCCUUUCCUCUACACCACCCACUGUCGCCAAUCAUGUCCCUUUGCACACCAGCAUCAUUGACAAUCAUACCCCCUCUGCACCGAGCCUGUGCCCCUCUCCUCUGUGCCCCACUGCCAGCAAUCAUGCCCUCUGCACACCACGCCCUAUCCCCCUGCACUGAGCCUAUGUCCCUGCUGCUACAUCGAGCCUGCCCUCCUGCACUCUGUGCCCCAAUCCCUCGCCUCUGCACUCCUGCUCACUACAGCCAUGCCCCUGCCUCACCUACAGAAAAAAACAGCAAUACCAGACAAAAUUGGCAUUAUUAGUGAUUGACGGAGCAAGACUUUUCUUUAUUUAUUUCAUUUUUUUUAUUUUUGUUAUUUGGGUAUAUAGAGCAAAAAGCAGAGUAAAGAGGAGAAUUUUUUGUUGAUUUCGGGUUCUUUUUUUGGGAGCUAGGAGUUUUCUUCUGGUUUUGAGUUUGGUGUUGACAGCAGAGAAAAGGGGAUUUUUUCUGCUAGAGGGAGCCGGUUUUGUGAGAGGAGAUUGUCAAGGUUGCAAGAGGAAUUCCAUUUUCUGGAGUGGCUAUCUUUAGGUAUAUCUCUGAACAGAGAAUUUUUGUUAGGAAAAUGGUGAAAGAGAUGGUGGAAGCUUGAUCCCAUGGGUGGGAUCCCUUCCAUCAGAUCCAGAUCCGUUUUUCUUUCAAAAAUUCGCUAUGUUUGUUUUCCUGUGGGUGUUUAUUGUUUUUUUAUCUGAUGUUAAGAUUGAAUGUGUUUCUUGAAAAAUGAAUGAAAAGCCAAAAG
This is a messenger RNA of Rubroshorea leprosula, 935 nucleotides long. NCBI's taxonomy places the organism in Eukaryota, Viridiplantae, Streptophyta, Magnoliopsida, Malvales, Dipterocarpaceae. The record is from the annotation of a GenBank genome assembly.